UUAUUCCUUUCCUUAAUUAACCCCAACACAAGAACACAAACCACGCUCCAUAAUACACAAACACAAAAAAGCCUAAAUUCUCUCUCUUCCGCACUGCUUCACAGCACAAACAGUUUCUUUUCUCCAAUGGGUGCUUCGGGAAAGUGGUUUAAGUCGCUUCUUCAUUUUCGAAAGAACUCAACUGAUCAAGAGAAGGGUGGUGAGAACAAGAGUAAGAAGAAGUGGAAGCUAUGGAGGGCUUCUUCAGAAGGGUCCAUGAAGAAAGUUGGUGCUGCUGCUGUACCUGAUUCUUCCCUUACUUAUGCAGUGGCUGUGAUGGUUCCCAAAGAUUUCAAGAUCAUCAAGCAGGAAUGGGCUGCCAUUCGCAUUCAGGCAGUAUUUCGAGCCUUCUUGGCUAGGCGAGCUUUGAGGGCCUUGAGGGCAGUGGUAAGGCUACAAGCUAUUUUUCGGGGCCGGCUAGUAAGAAAGCAAGCAGCAGUUACUCUAAGGUGCAUGCAGGCUCUUGUUCGUGUUCAGGCACGUGUGAGGGCAAGGAAUGUGAGGAAUUCCCCUGAAGGAAAAGCAGUGCAGAAAUUAUUAGAUGAUCAUCGCAACCAACCUGAUCCUUUCAAGCAGAUUGAGCAAAGGUGGUGUGACAUUCCUGGAACAGUGGAUGAAGUUAAAGCAAAGCUACGAAUGAGACAAGAAGGAGCCAUCAAGAGGGAUAGAGCAAUGGCAUACUCUCUGUCCACACAGCAGUCAAGAUUAUGUGCUAGUCCAAACACAAAAGGCACCAAGGCAUUGACUCCUCUCAAGCAUCACAACCUAAGCAAUAAGAGCUUAGGAUGUAGCUUGUUAGAACGGUGGAUGGAGACCAAGCCUUGGGAGAGUCCUAUUUCCAGGAAGAGUGAAGACCUUGUUCCUGCUUUUCAAUCAAGAAGGAAUGGUGUGACAACUAGGAUUUCGCUUAAAUCUCUUGCAACUAUAUCAACGCCAUCAUCUUCAGCUAUAAGCUCUGAAUACAUGUGUGAUGAUAGCCCUGUGUCAACAUCUUGUACAUCUAGAUCUCCAUCUUUGCCAUCCACAAGUACUGUUUUGGUGGAAGCAACGGAGGAAAGAGAUGUUCAUCAACCAAGCUACAUGAAUUUGACAGAGACAACCAAGGCUAAACUGAAAGCUUGCAGGAGUUCUUCACUGAAUUCAAAGAAACUUGUUAUGGAGGAGUGUCCAUCUCACAGUUCAACAACAGGCUUUUUGAAUGGAGAUUCUAGAAGUAGUUCUAAUUCUGAUCCUUCAGUUAACUUAUGGAAGGAUUCUUGUGCAACACCUUUAAGGGCCAGUUAUCAAAAACGAGAAAUUAGGAUAUGAGCUUCUGUAACAUUGGCAGAGAGUAUUGUGGUCUACUUUCAAUGAGUUCAACAGCUUGUUGUCCGUUUGACAUAGUUAGAUGAGCACGUAUGGGAUGUUAGGAUUAUGGGCUAAUUGGCAGUGUAGAUAGGUGGUUUUGUGUGAAGAAUGAAAUAGCAAACUAGUACACUACUGUAAUAUGUGUGGUGUUUUGUACACUAAUAUAUGCAUAAUAGCUUUGU
Molecule: messenger RNA, 1568 nt
Organism: Cajanus cajan (pigeon pea)
Lineage: Eukaryota; Viridiplantae; Streptophyta; Magnoliopsida; Fabales; Fabaceae
Source: RefSeq, a predicted model, not a curated record